CGAUUUUCCAUUCCUGAUUGUCUAAUCGCCCUCAGGGUGGAAUUGCUGUAUUUCUGGCAGAGUAGUGGUCUAGAACUAGAGUUGCAAGAACAAUAUGGCCGUCUCUAUGAGAGAUUUGGACCCAGCUUUUCAGGGGGCAGGACAAAAGGCUGGGCUUGAAAUAUGGCGCAUCGAAAAUUUUAAUCCUGUUCCUGUUCCAAAGUCUUCUUAUGGAAAGUUCUUUACUGGUGACUCCUACAUCGUUCUUAAGACAACCUCCUUAAAGAGUGGCACCUUGCGACAUGAUAUUCAUUACUGGCUUGGUAGGGAUACCACUCAGGAUGAAGCUGGUGCCGCCGCCAUCAAGACAAUUGAACUAGAUGCAGCUCUAGGUGGACGUGCGGUACAAUAUCGUGAGGUUCAAGGUCACGAGACUGAGAAAUUCCUGUCCUGUUUCAAACCAUGUAUUAUACCUCAAGAAGGUGGAUUUGCUUCUGGGUUCAAACAUGCUGAGGCUGAAGAACAUAAAACUCGGUUGUUUGUGUGUAAAGGAAAACGUGUUGUCCAUGUUAAAGAGGUUCCUUUCAGUCGAUCUUCACUCAAUCACGAUGACAUUUUUGUUCUAGAUACCAAGUCAAAAAUUUUCCAAUUUAACGGUUCAAACUCGUCUAUUCAAGAGAGAGCAAAAGCAUUGGAAGUUGUUCAAUAUGUUAAAGAUACAUAUCACAAUGGAAAAUGUGAGAUAGCUGCCAUUGAGGAUGGAAAGUUGAUGGCUGACCCUGAAACUGGAGAAUUUUGGAGCUUUUUUGGUGGUUUUGCUCCACUUCCAAGGAAAACAACUAGUGAUGAGGAUAGGCCUGUUGACUCUCAUCCAACUAAGCUAUUUCGAAUUGAGAAGGGGCAGCUGGAACCGCAUGGUGACGGAUCUCUGACAAGGGACCUGCUAGAAACAAAUAAAUGCUAUAUUCUAGACUGUGGGUUUGAAGUAUUUGCAUGGAUGGGAAGAAAUACCUCUCUUGAUGACCGUAAGAAGGCAACUGCAGCUGCCGAGCAACUGGUGCAUGGACCUGAUAGACCAAAAUCACAAAUAACUUGUGUGAUUGAAGGUUUUGAGACUGCGACAUUCCGGUCUAAAUUUGAUUCAUGGCCUCAAAUUGCCAAUGUAGUUGUGUCGGAGGAUGGUAGAGGAAAGGUUGCAGCUCUUUUGAAGCGUCAAGGAGUUAAUGUCAAGGGUCUUCUAAAAGCUGAUCCUGUAAAAGAAGAACCCCAACCCUACAUUGAUUGCACUGGGAACUUGCAGGUUUGGCGAGUCAGUGGCAAUGAAAAGAUUCUCAUUCCUGCCUCUGAUCAGUCAAAAUUUUACAGUGGAGAUUGCUAUAUCUUUCAAUAUUCGUACUCUGGAGACGACAAAGAUGAAUAUCUAAUCGGAACAUGGUUUGGGAAGCAAAGUGUUGAGGAAGAAAGAGCUUCAGCAUUAUCACUGGUAAACAAGAUGGUUGAGUCAUUAAAAUUUCUCCCAGUCCAGGCACGCAUUUAUGAAGGGAAUGAACCGAUACAAUUUUAUUCAAUUUUCCAGAGCUUUGUUGUUUUCAAGGGAGGCCUAAGUAAGGGAUACAAGAAUUAUAUUGCGGAGAAGGAAAUUCAAGAUGAAACUUACCAAGAUGAUGGGGUUGCAUUAUUUAGAGUCCAGGGCUCUGGACCUGAAAAUAUGCAAGCAAUACAAGUAGACCCGGUUGCAUCGUCUUUGAAUUCCUCCUACUGCUACAUAUUGAACAGUAGCUCCAAUGUCUUUACAUGGUCUGGAAGCCUUACAAACUCAGAUAAUCAAGAACUUGUUGAGCGGUUGUUGGAUUUGAUAAAGCAGCCCAAUGUGCAAUCUAGAUCACAAAAGGAAGGCUCAGAAUCUGAACAAUUUUGGAAUUUGCUGGGAGGCAAAUCUGAAUAUCCUAGCCAAAAAAUCAGUCGAGAUGCUGAGAGUGAUCCUCACCUAUUUUCUUGUACUUUCUCAAGAGGAAAUUUAAAGGUGGUGGAGGUACAUAACUUUGAUCAAGAUGAUCUGAUGACUGAAGACAUAUACAUUCUGGAUAAUCACUCAGAGAUCUAUGUAUGGAUCGGGCAACAAGUUGACUCCAAGAGUAGAUUGCAUGCUUUAACUAUUGGCGAGAAAUUUCUAGAACAUGAUUUCCUACUGGAAAAUCUAUCUUCUAAAGCUCCAGUGUACAUUAUCACGGAAGGAAGUGAACCCCCUUUCUUCACACGAUUUUUUAAAUGGGACUCUGCAAAGUCCUCGAUGCACGGAAACUCAUUCCAAAGGAAACUUACAAUAGUCAAAAGUGGGGGCACUCCUACUGUAGAUAAACCAAAGCGAAGAACACCAGUAUCGUAUGGUGGGAGAUCUGCAGUGCCAGACAAGUCACAGCGCUCUAGGAGCAUGUCUUUUAGUCCUGAAAGGGUUCGUGUAAGAGGGAGGUCUCCUGCUUUCAAUGCAUUGGCUGCUAACUUCGAGAACCCCAAUGCAAGAAACCUUUCAACUCCACCCCCUGUUGUUAGAAAGAUCUAUCCGAAAUCAAUGACCCCUGAUUCAGCAAAAUUAGUUUCUGCAAAAUCAACGUCGAUAGCAGCUCUUAGUGCUAGCUUUGAACAGCCACCACCUGCUCGAGAAGCUAUUAUACCACGUUCAAUAAAAGUGACUCCAGAGCCUCCCAAGCCUAAACCAGAGACUAAUAAUAAUGAUAAACCGGAGACUAAUGAUAAGGAGAAGGAGAACGCAAAGACAGUCAGAAUUGAAACUCUCACCAUACAAGAAGAUGUGAAAGAAGGUGAGGCUGAAGAUGAUGAUGGCCUCACAAUAUAUCCAUAUGAGCGCCUAAAAACUACAUCAACCGACCCUGUUUCAGACAUUGAUGUGACAAAACGAGAGACUUACCUCUCAUCAGAAGAAUUCAGGCAGAAGUUUGGAAUGACUAAGGACGCAUUUUAUAAGUUGCCAAAAUGGAAACAGAAUAAGCAUAAAAUGGCCCUUCAACUGUUCUAACCUUUCCCCUACAGUUUCCUUUGAUCGGAUCAUUCAGUUUCCUGCAGUAAUAUAUUACCAGUGGAGGAAGCAUGGGUUUCAAGUCUAUAUCUUGUUAGAUCUAAGGAGCCUUCUCAACUGGUAAGGAGUGGAAGGGACAGCUUCAGUGCAUUUUUAGCUGCUUCUGUUGCCCAGAGACUUGUGUUCGUGAUUGAUGAACAAAUUGGAGUUUUGUUUUUCUUUUUCUGUUUGCUUGCAGUCCAUUGCAAACAUCUUUGAUUUUUUUUUUCUCCCUUUAUUAAGCAUUUGGUGUCCAUUUUAACGUUAAAGCUAUGUUGUGAGCUUGCAUUUUUUCCCACUUUGAGCAUAUUUUUAGUUUUCGGUUUUAUUUUUUCAUUCAAUUUUUUUCAGGAAAGAAAAAAUUAGUUGGUCUGCAUUUUAGUUUUCCUUCUUUGAUUUGCAUUUCUUGAGGAAGUACAACCGUGUGUACAGCAGAGUGUAAUAUUUUAGAAAACAAUAAACUUAUAUAAAGUGUGAUUUUUAUUA
Cucumis melo (muskmelon) is the source of this 3538-nucleotide messenger RNA. Its product is annotated as villin-4-like. The record is from RefSeq and is a predicted model, not a curated record. Gene Ontology annotation, molecular function: actin filament binding. Gene Ontology annotation, biological process: cytoskeleton organization; actin filament severing. Bases 95 to 3013 code for a protein of 972 amino acids. The transcript is spliced from 23 exons. NCBI's taxonomy places the organism in Eukaryota, Viridiplantae, Streptophyta, Magnoliopsida, Cucurbitales, Cucurbitaceae.